AUUCCUGUUACAAAAUACACGGGCAAACAGGACCAGACCAUCUGCAGAAUUGAGGAAGUAUUUCCGGAGGCGCCCUCAAAUCUUAUAUCCGCAAUUCUUUGCUUGGAUUUUGGGACAAUCGCGCGUUCAUUGUUUUACCGUUUAUUUUUCAAAGGAGAAGACUGCACAAAUAUAGGAACAUUUUUAUACUAAGGCUAUUUAUUGUCGCAGUCGUCCCCUCAAUCCCAGUGGUAGUUUGUUCCCGCUGCCAUGUUGUAUGGAUCUGCCGACGUUUGUACUGGAGUUCCGUUGAAAGUUUAGAUUUUAGAGACUCGGGAAGAUCCGAGUUCUCCAAAUACCUUCAAAGCCCGAGGGACAAUUUACGUUACAGUUCCAAACAACAGAAAUAUAAAAAUACUGAACCUUCAACAGCCUUAGUCAAAAACAACCUGCACCCUUGAGAGGGGCCGGCUGCAGGCCACGGUGAUCAAUGACUGCAUCAGCUUUAUUCAAAAUACCUUAGCGAGACAGCUGUAUCUUUUUUAUUUUUGUUUGUUUGAUUUAAAAAACGAUGAGUAGUCACCCGUCGUUGCGGCCACGGGUCGGAAAUGUCGGCUCUACUCUUCUCAGCUCGCAAGAGAACGAAUGCCUCUACAAUUACCUGGGAAGGAAAUGCAUCGCGCUGUGUUCCGCCGUGGUCCAGGUGUUCACGGCCGACAGGAACUCCUCGUGGGUGAAGAGGUGCUGCGGAGUGGCCUGCCUGGUCAAGGAUAAUCCCCAGAGGUCCUACUUCAUCCGCGUCUUCGACGUCAAGGAGGGGAAGACCUUGUUCGAACAGGAGCUCUACAACAACUUUGCAUUGAAUUCCUCGAAACCGUACUUCAUUUCGUUUGUAGGAGACACCUGUCAGGUGGGCCUCAACUUUGCCAGCGAGGAAGAGGCCCACCAGUUAUGGUUGACGACCAAGGACCUGAUGGGCCGAAGGCAGAGGAAAACAGAGAAAAGACGAGACCCUCCAAAUGGACCCACUCUGCACAUUGCCACGGUGGACAUCAAGCACCCUGAGAUCAGCAACACGCGUAACAACUCUCAGGUCAACAACAUGGUGCCCAGCGGCUUCAACAAGGACAAGAGGAAGCCCAAGGGGGGGAAGAAGAAGAGGCUGACCAAGGCUGACAUCGGCACACCCAGCAACUUCCAGCACAUUGGGCAUGUAGGCUGGGAUCCAAACACAGGCUUUGAUGUGAACAACCUCGACCCGGACCUGAAGAACCUGUUUGACCUGUGCGGGAUCUCCGAGGCCCAGCUCAAGGACAAGGAGACGUCCAAGGUCAUCUACGACUUCAUCGAGAAGAAGGGCGGCGUGGAGGCCGUCAAGAACGAGCUCCGGCGACAAGCUCCACCACCUCCACCUUCCAGGGGCGGACCACCUCCGCCUCCCCCUCAUUACACCUCAGGGCCUCCUCCUCCUCCUCCCCCCGCCCGAGGAAGAGGGGCCCCCCCGCCCCCUCCGCCCUCCCGUGCCCCCGCGUCAGCCCCCCCGCCCCCGCCUCCUUCUAGACCGAUCGGCGGAGGCGCCCCUCCACCCCCGCCUCCGACCAGAGGCCACCUCCCGCCUCCGCCCCCACCUUCGCACGCCUCCCUGGCCCCACAGGCGCCCCCUCCUCCUCCUCCUCCUCCGCCCUCCUUCUCUUCGGGGGCUCCCCCACCCCCGCCCCCUCCCCCGCCUCCUCCCGGUCCCCCACCCCCCGGGCCUCCUCCACCCCCUGAUAUGGAUGGGGGGGAUUCUCCAGGGGCAGGGAAAUCGGCGCUCCUCGACCAGAUUCGGGGCGGUGCGAACCUGAAGAAGGUGGAUCAGGGCAGCAAGCCGGCGUCCGGCGUGGGACGGAACGCGCUAUUGGACCAAAUCAGGCAGGGGAUCCAGCUGAAGAACGUGCCGGACACUCCGGACAGCUCGGCCCCGCCCACCGCCGCGCCCUCAGCGGGCAUCGUCGGGGCGCUGAUGGAGGUGAUGCAGAAGAGGAGCAAAGCCAUUCACUCUUCAGAUGAAGAUGAGGAUGACGAGGAUGAUGAGGACUUUGAGGAUGAGGACGAAUGGGAGGACUAGUGAUUCCACAACCCCCCUGCCCCCCCACCCUUCCUAAAAAAAAAAAAAAACAAAGAAAUAUUCUUCCGCAAAUUAUCAUGUAAAUGUUCUUUCAAUUUGCUGUAUAUUUUUGUUGCCUUUUUUGCUUUUUAUUAUUAAUCUGUGCAAUACCUCAUUUAUUCUGUAAAGGUUUUUGUGUCCCUUUCUGUAAAUUUCUCCAGGAUUAAUGUGCAAUUUUACAUCAUGGACCGGUUCUUUUGACUUGAUAAUGUUGUUCUUUUGUCAGUAAUAGACGGGAGAUUAAAAAAACUGACAGAGUUCUUAAUGUUGCUAUUGUUAAUGCAAGAUAACACUAUUUUCAUACCUUAAAAUUUUUCUUAUUCAAAAUCCUAGUUUAGCACUGUUAUUUUUCUUAAGAAUGUGCUAAUGAAAAUAUUUAGCCCCAUCAUUUCCAAUGUGUAAUUAACACAGAAAUUGAGGGUUAUAUUUUUGCACAAAAAAAUCAUAACAGUAAGAAAGUGCAAGGCUUGAUUUAAAAAAAAAAAAAAAAAGAAAAAAAAACACUUUCAAAACCAUGACCACAAAAGCAAACAUUCUUAAAGACUCAUGAAAUUCAUAGUGCAUCACACAUUCGUUAAAGGUUUCUAGGGAUAUGUCUUAUUUUAUUGAUUUUUUUUUUUAAUGUCACCUUGUGUAUCAAUUAUUUUUCAGAAGCCUUUUAUUUCUACUUUUUAUUGUAACCAGAAGAAAGAGGUUUUUUUGGAAAUCAGGUCAGUGUUCAUGUAAAGCAAAAAAAACUAACUCAUCUUGGACUUAACCUAUUGUCAAUAGUAUUGAACCAAUAUAACUAAGGCUGUAAUAUAAGGCUGCAGUACAAUAACGGUGAAUUAACACUUAUUGGCAAGGUGCUGAGGGGUUGAAGCUUGAUUCUGAUGGCUGCAGGCCAGGUAAUAAGGCCUGUAAAUCACUAUUGAAUCUUUCUGUAGGGCAGUAUGCUGUUUUUAACAGUGUUGUAUGUCAGAAUGUCACUGUCUUCUGUUUCCUCCUGGGGUCUGUGGUGCAUCGAGAAAACGACAAAAUGGCCGCCAAACCUUCAAGUGAAAUUUGAUGAAAAAUGGAACACUAAAUUGUAUACUUAAAUAAAUGUUAAUAUUUACAGAC
Molecule: messenger RNA, 3226 nt
Organism: Anguilla rostrata (American eel)
Lineage: Eukaryota; Metazoa; Chordata; Actinopteri; Anguilliformes; Anguillidae
Gene: wasla
Product: WASP like actin nucleation promoting factor a
Exons: 11
Coding region: 551-2086 (511 amino acids)
Biological process (GO): actin filament organization
Molecular function (GO): actin binding
Source: RefSeq, a predicted model, not a curated record